This is a messenger RNA of Aspergillus puulaauensis, 624 nucleotides long. RefSeq names its product putative cytosolic Cu/Zn superoxide dismutase. Gene Ontology annotation, molecular function: metal ion binding. NCBI's taxonomy places the organism in Eukaryota, Fungi, Ascomycota, Eurotiomycetes, Eurotiales, Aspergillaceae. The coding region runs from base 1 to 624 and encodes 207 amino acids. The record is from RefSeq and is a predicted model, not a curated record. Gene Ontology annotation, biological process: superoxide metabolic process. The transcript is spliced from 2 exons.
AUGAACCUCAAAUUCCUACCAGCCGCCGUCCUCGGCCUCCUGGUCUCAACCACCGCAGCCCAAGACAACAACGCCGACACCACCACUGAUACCGACACAAAUGCCCCCGUCAUAACCGACAACGAGCCCCUCUCCUUCCACCACGCAUCCCUGCUCAAGAAGGAAAACACCACCGUCUACGGCGCCAUCACAAUCACCACGCGCCGCGAGUCCGCCGCUGUCCAGGUCGACGUGUCCAUUGGCGGUAUCCCCGAGGGUGAAUAUCUGAACUACCACAUCCACGCCUCCCGCGUCCCCGACGAUGGAAACUGCUACCUAACAGGCGCCCAUCUCGACCCCCACGGCCGCGGCCAAGAGCCCCCCUGCACCAUCACAGCGCCACAGACCUGCGAAGUCGGCGAUCUGAGCGGCAAGCAUGGCCCCGCGUGGGCGCCUGCAGGCGAGGAGUUCCGCGCGACCUACAGCGAUUUCUUCCUGGCGAAUACACCUGGCGAUGAGGCUUAUUAUGGUGAUUUGUCGUGGGUGGUGCAUGGGUCGAAUGGGGACCGGUUGACGUGUGGCAAUUUUGAUGGGUUUUCCGGGGGUGGGUUUGGGAAUUGGGGUGCGCAGAAGUCGAAGGCUUAA